GCCCCUCGCUCUGUAUCUGGCAUGUCAUUCUUCCUUCUUGCCUUGGCCCUUGAUGCCGCUGGCCCCCCCGUGCCCUCUCUCUGUGUUCACAGCGCUCUCCUCUCCAUGUGCGCCUCUCCCGCCAGCCAGCAACCUCAACUUCAACUACCUCUACGACAGCGUGCCCUCCACUCUGCUCAACAUGCCGUCCCUCACCGAAAUGUCACCGGCUGAGUGCCAACUACCUGACGGGCACGCUGCCAGCUGUGCCCACCAAGCUCAAGUACCUGGCCGUCAACCACAACUUCUUCGCGGCCCCUUCCCCUCGCAAGCCUUCCAGUUCUGUGACAUCCGCAGCAACUGCUUCUAUGGGCUUGGCACGUGCACCAACCCCAACGGCGUGGGCCAGCGCUCCUCUGACUGCGCCAUCUGCGCCACCACCAACGCCACCCCGCCCCUCUGCGGCGGCGCUCCCUGCGUUCUCAACGCCACAGCCGCCCUGGCGGCUGGCACUGUCAACAGCCUCGGCGCCGCCCCUCAGCCGUUCUACUGCGGCCCUGCCCCCAUCGACCCCACUGCCGCGCAAGCGCUGCUGGUGCUGAGGGCGGCGCUGGGAGUGACGGAGACGACCUGGCUGGUGGACUCGCCGUGCGACGUGGCGGGCAACCCGCCCAUGCCCGGCAGCUGGGCGGGUGUCGGCUGCGACACCACCGGCCAAGUCCUCACCCUGUCAGUGCCGCUCGCCCUGCAUGCCCUUGCACCGCAUUGCCCCAUGCAAACACGUCCAUCCUUUCCUGACCCACCCUCAUUUCUUGCUCUUCCUAACUGCUGUCCCCAUCCCCCCGGCAAUCGCAGCAACAUGGCGUCCAACCUGUUGGAGGCACGCCUGGGCGAGUGGGCCACGGCGCUCUCCACCCUCACGGCACUCAAGCACCUCAACCUACAAUUCAACUACCUCACCGGCAGCAUCACGGGCGUCCCAACAGCGGCCCUCAAGACGAUCAACGUGGCGUCCAACAUCCUGGCAGGCUCCUUCCCAGCAUCCUCCACCACCAUGUGUGACGCGCGCAACAACUGCCUGCUCGACGCCUCCAAGUGUGUCUCCUCGGGCUCCUCUGCGCAGCGCACUGCUGCCGCCUGCACCAUCUGCGGUGGCAGCGCCUCCACGGUGCUGUGCGGUGGGGGGGUGUGCGCGCCCAACACCGCCACGCCGCUCGCCACCAAGACGCCCAACAGCGCCUCCGUUGCCGUGCUGCCGCUCGUCUGCACUGGCGUCCGCGUUGACCCCGCUGCCCUGCCGAUCCUGGCGAACAUGAAGACGGCGCUGGGAGUGCCGCACCAAGGGUGGGGCGUGCAGACGCUGUGCUGUGUGACCAAUCAGCUGAGGGGGCCGGACGACAUGUCGGGCGUCUACUGCAGUGAGCAGGGCACCGUGGUCGACUUCUUCCUCAAGCAGCGCCUCAUGCGCGGCAUCAUGCACCCCGGCAUCUCCAAGUUCACCGCCCUCACAGAACUGGACGUGUCAAGCAACUUCCUGUCUGGCCCCUUGGACCCGUUCAUCUCGCCGCUCACCGGCCUCACCGCACUCAAGAAUCUCAUCAUGAACUACAACUUCUUCUCGGGCUCCAUCCCCUCCGCCAUCUCAGCCAUCAAGAGCCUCACCAUGCUGAGCCUGGGGUGGAACUACCUGACGGGGUCGGUGCCGGUGCUGGGGGCAGCGGUGCAGGUGCUGGAUCUGGAGAACAACUGGCUCAUCGGCAAGUUCCCCGCCACCACCAAUUGGCCCAUCUGCACGGCGCGCGCCAACUGCUUCUCCGACCCCACGGCCUGCAAGAACAACAACAACCAGGGCGUCACGCAGCGCGCCUCAUGUGCCAUCUGCAACAGCGCGGACGGCACGGGCACGCUGUGCAGCAACAACAUCAUCUGCCAGCCCGACCCGGCGGGUGUCAAGGCCUCCACUGCCCUCCGCACCCCCACCACCCCCCUGCUCGCCUUCACCUGCCCCCCUACUCCGCCCGUCACCACGGACGCCACUGCAGCAUCGGCGCUGAUGAACAUCAAGACGACGCUGGGAGUGACGUACACCAACUGGGCGGCCUCCUCCUCCUCCUGCAGUGUUGCUGGCAGCUUGAGCGCGGGUGGCUUCACGGGCGUUGAGUGUGACUCACUGGGCAACCCCGUCAAGAUCACCCUGGACAGUCAGAAGCUAUCUGGCAUUCUGCAUGCUGACAUCACCAAGCUGACAGCACUCACAUCUAUCUCGCUCAAGUCGAACCUCUUCAGGGCGCGUCUGGAGGAGUUUGGCAGCCGGAUUCCAUCGCUGCCCAACCUCGCAGUGCUCCUGCUCGACUUCAACUGGUUCUUUGGCAGUCUGCCUCCGGCAAUCAUUGGCAUGCCCAAGCUCACACGCCUUGGCCUGUCCUACAACUACCUCACAUACCGUGUGCCGCCGGUGUCAGCAGCGCUCAAGGACAUCGACGUGGGCUUUAACUUCCUCUCGGGCUCCUUCCCUGCCAACACCGCCACGUCAUGCGGCGCCAACAACAACUGCUUCCAGGCCGUCACUGGGUGCACCACCAAGGGCACGGUGCAGCGCAGCACAAGGUGCAGCUUCUGCGAGUCGAGCACGGGGCAGGGCAUGCUGUGCUACGGCUAUGGCGUCUACACCGUCGACGCCUCCGCACCCUUCAACGCCGGCACUCCCAAUUCUGCCGGCGCUGCCACGCUGCCCCUGGCUUGCGUCAACAUGGUGUGCGGCUCCGCGUCACCCGUCCUCUGCCCUUCGGACUGGCGCUGCACCGGGCUGCAGUGUGUCAAGAGUUUCACCAAUUGCAUCGGCUACCUCUGCGUGCCCUAG
Messenger RNA from Closterium sp. NIES-65, 2839 nucleotides. Lineage: Eukaryota; Viridiplantae; Streptophyta; Zygnematophyceae; Desmidiales; Closteriaceae. The record is from the annotation of a GenBank genome assembly.